UGGUACGCUAAAGAUGGCGGACUCAAGUUUGUUAGAAAACGAUGACGCCGAGACCCGGGAAUUGUACGAGAAAUUAUUAUUACAGGCGAGUGAAUUGCAAGGUUUUGACCCGGACCAAGUUCCAGGAUUUAACACAGUGCUACCAGAUGCAGGCUUCUGUGUAAAAACCAGAAAUGACAAAGAAAAAGUUUUUGUCAAUGUUUGUAAAUCAGAUAGGAUACCAAAUGCUAAAGAGAUCACGGAGAAAGAACUUCUGGAUUUAUUAGACACUGAAGAGCCUGAUUAUCGUGUACCGAUGAGUUUAGGUGAACCACAUGCUGAAUUAGACAAAAGUGGCAAUGGCUGUACUGCAUAUGAUGUCAUCAUUAAUCCAACGUUCUUUGAGAAAAUCCGAGAUAACAUGAUAUUCCAAGGUUUCUUUCUCUCCUUGGUAUUUGAAGGAUUGGAAUUGAAAUACGAUAUGAAGCUAGAUAGAAAUUAUGUCAUUUUGAAAAAUAGAAAAUUUCUUGGUUCAUUGCCGGAACAACACAUACGAACCAGAUCCAAACCCAGAAUACAGGAAAUGGAGAAAGAUGAGAAACCAGAAGAAAAACCCAAAUCAUCUUUAAUUACUGAAAUUGAAGAUGAUCCGAGUGGAGAUAAAAAUAAAGGACCAGAACCAGAAUAUCAGAUAUUAAGAGAGCCACCAGAGGGUCAUCCAGAAUUCCUUGUAGCAGAAAUUCAGUUACCAAAUGUUAAAUCCAGUAAGACAUUAAACCUAGAUUUAGGUGAAGAUAGAAUAUUAUUACAUGCUCAUCCCACUCUCUAUCACCUUGAUAUUUAUCUUCCUUAUAAUCUAAACCAAGAAGACAGUGGUGCACAGUUUAAUAAAGAUAAUAAGGUACUCACUCUUAUCUUAGCAGUACAAUCAUCAUAACAACAAGUGACACAUAUUCCUGUACAGUGUGUACAAACGACUCAAUGAACUCCUCAGAAAACAGAAGUUUGUACAAGCUACCCAAUUAACUCAUCAGAGGAAAGAAACAUCCUGUGAUAAUUGCUGAUAUUUGCAAUGCUAUAAAGCGAAUCAUGAGGUUUACUGGUUACCAUAACAACAGUUGAAACAGUUUAUGACAAAUAUUCUGUAUCUGAUUUUCAAACAAAAAUUUUGCUCACUUGCAACACCAAAUUUUGCUCCACAAUUAUUCAGGUAAAAACAUAGAAAUGAUUUAAGCUAUGAGCUGUCGUCAAAAUUAUUAUUUUUAGCUAUAAAUAUGUCCCACAUUUUUGCAGCAAUUAAAGUCCCGUAGCUGAAUGUCUCAUGUUCUUAAUUCACAUUCAGCAAAUUUAUGUGCACCACAGAAUCCAUUUCUUUGCUAACUCUAAAGUUAACUUCAAGAA
Molecule: messenger RNA, 1380 nt
Organism: Saccoglossus kowalevskii
Lineage: Eukaryota; Metazoa; Hemichordata; Enteropneusta; Harrimaniidae
Product: PIH1 domain-containing protein 1-like
Biological process (GO): box C/D snoRNP assembly; rRNA processing
Cellular component (GO): ribonucleoprotein complex; R2TP complex; cytoplasm
Source: RefSeq, a predicted model, not a curated record